AUGGCGCUGAACAGGCGUCUAGCAACUGUCGAGAACAACUUUGGUUCCCUUGAGUCAGUUGCACUCGAAGGCCUAGACGAAGUUAAGACAAAUCUUCUUGAGCAGGCGGAUGAGGGCAGAGAAGGCCUCUCCAGCCUUGAACUCAAGCUCACGGAGGCUCUCUCUUCGUUGCAUGAAGAGUUUGAGGCUUUGAAGGCGCAGGUUGAGAAAACUGGCCGCAUGGGCGCAGCUGGGCCCAUAAACGUUCGUGAGACUCACAUAGAAGCUCCCAAGUCAAAAGAGUUUCGUGGAGAAAGGAAUGCACAAGAUGUUGAAAAUUUCUUGUGGCAGAUGGAUGCUUAUUUUAAGCAUGUGAAUAUCACCAGUGAGGCUGCCAAAAUCAGGACGACAACCAUGUAUUUGAGAGACACGGCCAUGCUGUGGUGUCACAGGAAGAAGGCAGACAUGGAGCGGGGGACCUAUUCCAUUGACGAGUGGAGGCACUUCGAAGAGGAACUCAAGAGGCAUUUCUACCCCCAAAAUGUCGUGCAUGAAGCCCGGCGGAGGUUGAGGGAGUUGAAACAAACUUCCACUGCCAAACAAGAGUUGCAAAGGCGUCAAGUUGGUGACGUCGAUGAGGCUAUAGCAGUGGCAGAAUCCUUGAACGAUUUCCGGGCAGAACCAAUGAAGGGGAGGGACAACAGGAGCAAAACUGUUCCUCCCAAGGGCGACAACAACAGGAACAAGGGCAAGUUUGUUCCCAAUCGCGGCAGCAACACUAGAGGUAACAAUCGAAAUCAACCUUCUAAUUUCCGCAAAAAUUAUGAGGAUCGCAAGAAAGGGGCUCCUCACCGUGAAGGUUGCUAUUUUUGUGGGAAGACCACACAUACUGCCCGUUACUGUCCCUCGCUGGGAAAGUUGAGUGCCAUGGUUGCUGCACAGAAGCAGCAAGAACAAAUAGUGGUGCAAGCCGGCAGGCAGCCCGGUGAGUGUGGUGGACAGGCUGUUGGCUUGUUCAAUAAUAUGACUUUGUUUAAUCACAUGACUCUGGCUGCACUUGCUGCGCAGCCGCCUAAAAUUAGGCCAAGGGAAUCUUUGUUUAUCGAUGCCAAGAUGAAUGGCAAAGACGUGCGUAUCAUGGUGGAUACAGGUACGACGCAUAUUUUUGCGACUGAGGAGCGAGCCAAGGAUUUGGGGCUGUCUUAUGUAUCUAGUGAUACUUUGUUGAAAACUGUCAAUGCAAUUCCCACUACUGUCCAUGGGGUUGCCCCUAAGGUACGAAUUUCUUUAGGGGAAUGGGCUGGACUAGCAGACUUCACUGUAGCACCCAUGGACGUUUUUGAUAUUGUAUUGGGACUUGACUUCUGGUAUGAGAUCAACGCAUUUAUCUCGCCGUGUCUCAACCAGUUACACAUCAAAGAUGAUGGAGGAUCAUGCGUGGUUCCCCUUAUUAGGGUACCACAAAGUGGAAUGCACCUAUCGGCUAUGCAGCUUGUCAAAGGCUUCAAGAAAGGGGAACCAACCUUCCUUGCUGCCUUGAUUGGAGUUGCUGAGGACUCUCUUGAGGCAGUACCUUUGCCUCUUUGUAUUAAACGGGUCCUUGAUGAUAAUAAGGACGUGAUGCCUGAAGAACUCCCCCAGCGGUUGCCCCCGCAAAGGGAGGUUGACCAUCAGAUUGAAUUAAUUCUAGGGGCGAAGCCGCCUGCCAUGUCCCCCUAUCGCAUGGCGCCCCCGGAGUUGGCGGAGUUAAGGAGGCAGCUUAAGGAGCUGUUGGAUGCAGGUCAUAUACGACCAUCGAAGGCAUCUUUUGGUGCAACUUUCCUGUUCCAGAAAAACAAGGAAGGGGCGAUGCGGUUAUGUAUUGACUACCGCGCCUUGAACAAAGUAACGGUAAAGAACAAGAUCCGAUCCUUUUGA
Solanum dulcamara is the source of this 1896-nucleotide messenger RNA. RefSeq lists its product as uncharacterized. The coding region runs from base 1 to 1896 and encodes 631 amino acids. NCBI's taxonomy places the organism in Eukaryota, Viridiplantae, Streptophyta, Magnoliopsida, Solanales, Solanaceae. The transcript is spliced from 2 exons. Gene Ontology annotation, molecular function: nucleic acid binding; zinc ion binding. The record is from RefSeq and is a predicted model, not a curated record.